Molecule: messenger RNA, 2253 nt
Organism: Dujonia railenensis
Lineage: Eukaryota; Fungi; Ascomycota; Pichiomycetes; Serinales; Debaryomycetaceae
Source: the annotation of a GenBank genome assembly
AUGUACAUAUCGCCAGCCCAAUACUCAGACACAUUUAAAGAAAUCAAAAGAACUUCGCUUUCGCAUUCAACAUGCAAGCUAGUAAUAUUUGUCGCUUGCCUUGAUAUCGAUUCAUUAUGUUCCGCCAAAAUUCUUAGUUUAGUAUUCAAGAAGGAGUUGAUUCAGUAUCAGUUGAUUCCUGUAGUGGGAUACACUGAUUUGAAAGGCCAUUUUCUCAAGCUCGACGAUGAUAUCAGCAAUGUAAUUCUAAUUGGGUGUGGGUCCAUGCUAGACCUUGAGAGCUUCUUCGAUAUAGAGGUUGAUGAAUUUGUGGUGGACCGGGAUGAAUCCUCCAAAUACGGCAGGAGCCGCCGAGAUGACGAUUUCACGGAGAGUGAUGGAAACGAGAUAGAGUUGAGGAGGAAGAUCUAUGUUAUAGAUGGACACAGGCCGUGGAACUUGGACAAUUUGUUUGGCUCGUCCAUGGUGGUUUGUCUUGAUGAUGGCUACGUUGAGGAGAAUUUGAGCACCGAAAAGUCAGCUUACAUAAAGUUGGUGAACGAUGAAGAAGGCGACGAAGUAGAAGGAUCUGAAUCUGAAACGACAGAGAAUGAGGACGACGAUGAAGAAGAAGAAGAAGGCGACGAUGAAGAUGAGGAAGAAGUAGGUAUACUAUCAGAGGAGGACGACACUUUGAUCAACUCGGACUCCUCAGACCCCACACGUAAAAGAAAGCGUGUUGAAAAGCAACAAAUGAAGAGUUUGAGAAAACAGAGGAAAAGAGAGAGAACCGAAAGCGAAAACGUCUUGGAGUCGUACUAUAACCAAGGAACAACGAUAUUUACAUCAACCAGUGCUAUAAUAUAUUCCGUUCUUACUUUAAUUGGGGAAACCAGCAUAGAAAAUUUGUGGCUAGCCAUAAUAGGCACCUCAUCGUUAGAUAAUCAAUAUCCCCAGGUAUACGAUAAGAUCCAGCCAUUGUUCAAAGAGGAGGUAAUAAGACUUAACCCAGAAGACGGCAAUAACAGCAAUGGAGGUAGCAACGGAGUGAAUGCUGACACAAGUACUCUCAGUAUUGAUAAGGACUAUCACUUGUUCUUGCUCCGUCAUUGGACACUAUACGAUUCGUUUUUCUACUCUUCCCAUGUCAACUCCAAGCUCAAUUUAUGGACAGAAGACGGGAAAAAGAAGCUCCACAAGUUAUUUGCCAAAAUGGGGAUCUCAUUGGCAAUUGCACAGCAGAAGUGGUUGUAUGUGGACAUAGGAAUCAAGAAGCAGAUACCUCUGAUCUUUAAGAAAUAUCUUCCUCUUUAUGGACUAGAGGGAAUUGUCAGAGAAGGAUUCAUUCGAACUUUUGGGUACAUGGGUCAAUUAUCUGCCAUGGAAUGUGUAGAAUCAUUAACAGCAUUAUUGGAAAGUGAUAAGAGGAUUUUUGAUAAUAGCGAUCAAAACAGUACCAACAAUAAUGGUAAUAGUGGCAAUAAUAAUAAUAAUGAUAACAGCAAUAACGAUAAUGAUUAUAAUAAGGAAGAUCAUAUAAAUUCACUAAUAGAAAAGAAGGAAAAGAUAUGGGUGAACAACUUUUGGUCUGCCUGGGACGCAUUAAAUUUAAACUCAAAUGGUGGUGGUGCCAGCAGCAGUCGGGGUGGUUCCAUCAAAUCUAUUCAAAUAUUGAAGAAAGCAAAAGGAUUAGACUUGGUAUUCGCCGGUAUAGAGCAUGCCAAGGAUAUCCAACAAAUUAUCUUUAGAACAGGAAUGUCUCUUUUAGAGAGAAAAUUAAUUAAGAACUUGAGGUUGUAUAGACUUUGCGUGUUGAACGAUGGUUCCAUCCCGGAUUUGAAUGUAUUCAACAAUCCUAUAAUUUUAUCGAAAUUAGGAGGUUGGUUGUUAGAAAAUAUUGCAGAGAUUGAGUUUUUGAAUAAUAAUAAUGGAAGAUUAAAGCCGUUGGUAGUUGCUAGUUUGGAUGUAGUCACAGAUACCUACUUGGUUAUUGGGCUAGCACCAAAGUACCCAAGAGGAAUGAACAACUCCAUGAAGUCGAAGUUAUUGCAAGGCAAGGAAAAUAAAGUAAAAAAGUCAGAACCAGGUGAAGACGAUGAAUCAGAUUCGUCGCUUACUACAAGACUCAAUACAUUUAGUGUUGCAUUUCAGCAAGUUUCCAAUUCUUCUGGAGCAAAGGUUAGAAUUGACAGUUUUGACAGCUCAGUUAUAGAGAUUAGGAAAGAUGACUUGUCGCCCUUUUUAGAAAAAUUGACCCUUAGUGGGUUAAUCUGA